Molecule: messenger RNA, 390 nt
Organism: Torulaspora globosa
Lineage: Eukaryota; Fungi; Ascomycota; Saccharomycetes; Saccharomycetales; Saccharomycetaceae
Gene: MRP17
Product: mitochondrial 37S ribosomal protein bS6m
Exons: 1
Coding region: 1-390 (129 amino acids)
Biological process (GO): translation
Cellular component (GO): mitochondrial small ribosomal subunit; ribosome
Molecular function (GO): small ribosomal subunit rRNA binding; structural constituent of ribosome
Source: RefSeq, a predicted model, not a curated record
AUGUUAUAUGAGCUGGUAGGAAUAGUACGUGUCCUAAGCCCUUCAAUGCCAAACAAAGAGGCCAAGGAUUUAGUCGCCACGAUUGGAAAAUUAGUGAUUCAGAACAGAGGUGUGGUGAGAAAGAUACUACCAAUAGGAAAUAAGUUAUUGCCAAAAGUUAUGAAAAAAGAUCAAGAGCAGCAUUUUCAAGGCUAUCAUUUCUUGAUGCUUUUCGAUUCUUCAGCAGCCGUGCAGUCUGAAAUUUUAAGGACUUUGAAAAAUGAUCCAAGGGUAAUCAGAUCGUCGAUUAUCAAAGUCCAAAAUGACAAGCAACUGGAUAUGGCUUCUUCUGUGGAAAGAUCUUUAGGUUAUAAUUCAAUUUUGGAAAAGGUGAAUAGAAAUUUCAUGUAG